CUCUCCACGCAGCACCCCCGGCAGCUCUCCCUCCCUGCGGCGCAGGGUCCUCGGGGAGGCAGGGCCAGUGAGAAUGAGGCUGGAGGAGAGAAGAGCAGCAGCGGAGGUGGAGGAGGUGCUGGUUCGGACGGUGCGCUCCCCUCCAUACCCUCUGCCUCCUCCCUCUCGUCUGCCUAUCCAAUCGCCUCUCGCCACUUCAGCCGCAAUGCCAAGAAAAUGCAGAGCUGGUACAACGUUCUCAGCCCCACGUACAAACAGCGGAACGAAGAUUUUCGUAAAAUCUUCAAGAAACUUCCUGACUCAGAGCGACUUAUAGUGGACUACUCCUGCGCUCUGCAGAAGGAUAUUCUGCUUCAGGGACGCCUUUAUCUGUCAGAGAAUUGGCUGUGUUUCUACAGUAACAUCUUCCGCUGGGAAACCACUAUCACCAUCCUGCUGAAGGACGUUACCUCUAUGACCAAGGAGAAGACUGCCAAGCUCAUUCCAAAUGCCAUCCAGAUCAGCACUGACAACGAGAAGCAUUUCUUCACAUCUUUUGGCGCAAGAGAUCGCAGCUACAUGAUGAUUUUCCGCCUGUGGCAGAACGCACUGCUGGACAAGUCUCUGUCCCCCAAAGAGCUGUGGCACAUCGUGCACCAGUGCUACGGCACUGAGCUGGGCCUCACGAGCGAAGAUGACGACUACGUCUCCCCCACCGCUGAACACAUGAACGGCCUGCUGCCGGGAGAGGAGUCAGGGUCGGUCACAGACCUGUUGGACCUGAGCUCAGUAUCUGUUCCCUCCGCGGGCAGCUCUCCGCCUCCGCUGGUGCCGUGCAGUUUAAGCAGUCCGCCUUCAGCUGCCAGCCUCAGCGGAUCCUCUCCGCCCUCCUCUGCCUCCUGUCUGCCCGUAGAGGUGCCCUCCUCGUCAGGAAGCAGACUCGGCUCCGAGCCCCUCGAAUCCAGCCCACCCAGCUCACACAGCUCGCUGCCAUCCACCACUCCCACCAACGCCUCUGCCUCUAUCUCCGCCUCCGCCCCGGCCUCUGCUGCUGCCUCUUUUACUCUGGAAGAAGGCGGAGACAGCUUGUCCGAGUCAGCCAAUCACAUGCUGCCCCCACCAACCGCCAGUCUGGGAAACCUCUCGUCAUUGGACAUCACCAACGAUGAGGACCUGCCCACAGACCCCAGCAACUCGUCUGAUACACAGGAAGAGAGUGAGGUGGAGGCGUUCUGCGCUGACCUUAGCGGGCGGCUGCUCAUCAACACGGCGGUCCGCAUGAGCGUGGACAAACUGCACGACCUGCUCUUCUCUGCUGACACGCACUUCAUCCAGCACCUCUUCUCCCAGCGACACUUCACUGACCUGUCUGUGGGUGAAUGGCAGCAGGACGGCAGUAGUGGGAACACCAGCCGUGUGCUCAGCUACACCAUCGCCCUCAACAACCCCCUCGGCCCCAAGACCGCCCCUGUGGUGGAGACGCAGACACUGCAGAAAAGCAGCGCCCGGGGCGAGUGCUACGUGGUGGACUCGGAGGUCAUCACCUCAGGCAUCCCAUACCAGGACUACUUCUACACCGUCCACAGAUACUGCCUCACCUCCAUCAACAAACACAAGAGCCGACUCAGAGUUUCCUCAGACAUCUGCUACAGGAAGCAGCCGUGGAGCCUGGUGAAGGCGCUGAUCGAAAAAAACACCUGGAGCGGCAUCGAAGAGUACUACAAACACAUGGAGAGCGAGGUGUGCAAGCUGGAGACACUCCUGCAGACUGAGGUUACCGUGGUGACCACAGGCGAAGCGGUGGGCGCCGAUGCUGCCAAGACCCCGCCAGCCCUGCGACGCAGGAAACGCACGUGCUCGCGGCGGCAGGGUGAGAGGGAGCGAGAUAGGGAAGGAGGAGUCGGUGCCGGAGACCGAGGGGACAGAGGAGUGGGAGAGGAGAGGGACACGAGAGAAGCCGGCUCUCAGUUUAUGAAGCUGGGGGAGCGAUCACGCGGCGGCGGGCACAACAGCAUAUCCACCAUCCUCCUCAUCGUCAGCUUCAUGAUCUGUAUCAGUCUGGUGGUGCUGGUGGCGCUCAACAUGCUGCUGUUCUACAAGCUGUACGCUCUGGAAAGAGCCGCACAUACACUGGAGACGUGGCACUCCUACUCUGUUGCUGACAGUCCUUUGCCUCAGACUGCUGGGGAGUGGGCUCAGGUCCUGCAGCUGCAGAGGCAGUUUCAUCAGGCCCAGCUCAGCAAGUGGCAGCAGAUCCUACAGUCCUCCGUCUCGCUGCUCGACCAGAUGAAGCAGUCUUUAGAGAAGCUCCACCAGGGCAUCGUGGUCCCAGAGGUCAAGCAGGACCCCCCUCCUGACACGGAGUCCCUGACCGAGGCCUGAAGCUCGCCUGCUCCGACUGCCCCCCCUCCCAACCUCUGAACCCGCAGAGAUUCGGAUCGUUUCCCACUCGAACCCCGGUGAGAGAGGACGGCGCUCAGAACUCUCCUCACCCGACUGACUUGAAACAGCGACGUUCGCCUCGAGUGAACUCAGACUGGAAGCUUUCAGGACCACAGCAAUAAUUUCCCUGCAGCUGCAAGUCGACUGUGUGUGAGUGUGUGUGUGUGUGAGAGUGUGUGAGACGAGGCCACAGGUGGGCCCGUUCAGACCACACGGUCGGCUGCAAUCUCCUUUAAUUCAGACCUCGACUAUCACAGACCAAACUUCCUCUUCUGACCUGCAACAUUUUAGAGGUUCAGCGAUUCAGGAAAGCGGGAGCGUCGAUCGACUCUCAGAGGACGAGAAAAAAGAGAGGACGAGGAACACGCUCCCACUUCUCCCGGGCUCCAUCAGGGUUUUAUGUCUUUUUCAAACUUGGUGCGUCCGACUGUUUCCUGGACCAUGACAGUAUUUAUUGUUGCCGCUGACUGUCCCGUCCUGCUCUGAAGAAGUCAUGUGAUGCCUGUUUCCUGCUCUGAUUUGCUGUUUUGUGUGUGGGCCAAGAGGGGCUCCACGAGAACGAUCACUGGCCCCAGCAAUAAUAGUGAUUCAUGUUCUGAAUGUUUCAAGCAGAGUAGUACAUAGAUACAUAUAUAUAUAUAUAUAAUGGUAAUAAUGAACCGUGUGUGUGUGUGUGUGUGUGUGUGUGUGUGUGGGCAGCAGAGGACAUUUGGAGAUGAGAGACGGGCGUUCGUGUUAGUUUGUUUUUGAAGAUUUCUCUUUCAUGUUGGGUUCAGGUGGAAACUCUGAGGUCUCAUCAGUGACGGAGCGACUCCUGUGAGGACCAAGCAGACCUCUGAGGGUCCCGGAGAAGAAAAAAGGGAAUUUUUCUGGCAGUAUUGUUUUUCUGUGUGUGUGUUUGUACGAUUCAUCUUCUUUUUAUUCAGUUUUCAUCUUCCGACUUUGAUUUUUGUCGCCAUUCGUCCUCCCCGCUCACUGGACCUGAAAACAUUUCACCCACCCGAGAGCUUCCUCUCUGGUUUUCUUUCCUGCUCUUCCUCACGCUCUCCUUCUCUUUCUCUCUCCAUUUCGUUUUGGAAAACGGCGUCUGCUGAAGCAUGCGGGCCCUGCUGUGCACGGCCAUCCGUGGAUAACAAAAGGAUGUACUAUUUAUUAAAGGAGGGAGAGAGGGAUGAGGAGCAGAGAUGGGAAUGUACUGUAAAGAUGUGAUUGUACAUCACGCCAUGGAGAGAAAUGAAAAGCUCUAAACACGCAACAACGCCUCGCUUUUCUUUGA
Molecule: messenger RNA, 3697 nt
Organism: Oreochromis niloticus (Nile tilapia)
Lineage: Eukaryota; Metazoa; Chordata; Actinopteri; Cichliformes; Cichlidae
Gene: gramd1a
Product: GRAM domain containing 1A
Exons: 19
Biological process (GO): intracellular sterol transport
Cellular component (GO): endoplasmic reticulum membrane; endoplasmic reticulum-plasma membrane contact site; plasma membrane
Molecular function (GO): cholesterol transfer activity; cholesterol binding
Source: RefSeq, a predicted model, not a curated record